Messenger RNA from Colias croceus (clouded yellow), 1982 nucleotides. RefSeq names its product facilitated trehalose transporter Tret1-like (gene st4). The record is from RefSeq and is a predicted model, not a curated record. Gene Ontology annotation, cellular component: membrane. The transcript is spliced from 7 exons. NCBI's taxonomy places the organism in Eukaryota, Metazoa, Arthropoda, Insecta, Lepidoptera, Pieridae. Gene Ontology annotation, molecular function: sugar transmembrane transporter activity. Gene Ontology annotation, biological process: transmembrane transport; carbohydrate transport. The coding region runs from base 75 to 1625 and encodes 516 amino acids.
AUUACAUGGUGUAGUUAAUCACAGUUCUUUAAGUGGCAAACAUAUAGGUUAUUUUUUGUGCCAGUCAGGAGAAAAUGGACGAGCCAUCAAACCUGGACGCAGAAGCUGGUGUAUCUCAUACAGAAGACAAUAAGAAUGGUCACUCCAAAGUGCUGCGGAGGCUGGAGACAGUUCCUGAUAUUAAGCGAGAUACUUCGGGUAUCACUACUCAAUAUAUUGCUACUGGGAUAGUAAAUCUCGGAGCCUUCGCAUCUGGAGUGUGUGUCGCCUGGUCUUCAUCUGCCUUGCCUUUGAUGAUAUCUGGACAAUUUGAGACACAACCAGCGAAUAAUGGAACCCAUACAAAAAUUUCGUUAACAGAAUCAGAAGCCUCUUGGGUAGCCUCUCUUCUCUGCUUGGGCGCAUUAUUUGGAGCUGUUCCGUCUGGUCUCAUAUCAGAAUACUUUGGGAGGAAGAAGACGCUGUUAUAUCUUGCUUUGCCCUUGGUUGUUUCGUGGAUUCUUGUGGCUUCCAGUCCAAACGUCUACGGGCUCUACGUAGGCCGCUUUGUGAGCGGCGUAGCGGUUGGCGCGUUCAGCGUAGCAAUACCGCCCUACGUAGAGGACAUAUCUGAGAAACACAUACUGCCAGCGCUCGCUAACUUCUUCCAUGUACAUUUUGCGUGUGGCAUCCUGUUUGGAUAUAUUAUUGGUAUGGUCCAGAGCACAUCGUGGCUAUCAUUCCUCUGCGCCAGUAUUCCCGUGGGCUUUUUCGUUGCGUUCCUCUUCCUCCCGGAGUCACCCGCGUAUCUCAUGUCGCAAGGCAAAUUCGGCGAGGCCAAGACCGCCUUACGGUACUUCAGGGGCAUUGAUAAUGAUAUCGACGCAGAGAUAAAGUCGCUCAAAGAAUAUAUAAGGAAUUACGGCAAGAAUAAAGUGACCUUCAGGAAGUUGUUCGGUACGAGGACUACGAUUAAAGCGUUGGUCGUGUCGUUUGGUCUGAUGAUAUUUCAACAGAUGAGCGGGAUAUAUCCUAUAUUGUUUUACGCUGAGAAGAUUUUUAAAACGUUCGCGAUUUCGUUGAACCCACCUAGUGCAGCUAUAAUUUUGGGUUUUUGUCUUGUAUCCUCUACUUAUUUCUCGACGAUGUUUCUCAAGAAGGUUAGACGGCGGGUUUUAUUACUGAUCUCGUUCACGGCAAUGGCAUUAAGUUUAGGUACGUUAGCGAUGUAUUAUCACUUGAAAGCAUCGAAUCUCUCAGCCAAUAACACUUGGGUGCCGUUAUUCACGUUAUGUAUGUUUGUAUCUGUGUAUGCGGUAGGUGUUGGACCGAUUCCCUGGUUGAUGUUACGAGAAAUUUUUGCUCCAAAUGUGAGGCGGCGUGCCACGGCCAUCACGGCUGGUUUUCAUUGGUUCUUAGCGUUUGGUGUGACAAAGUUGUACCAAAACUUGGUGCAAUUAGUGAGCCCAGGUUGGGCGCUGUGGCACUUCGCAGUUACCAGCCUAAUAGGGACUAUUUUUGUAUACUUUUUCGUACCAGAAACUCAAGGAAGAACGCUGGAGGAGAUACAAAAUGAAUUUGAUGGAAUACACAAGCGGAAACGGCAUAGACAUGUCAUAGAAGUAGAAACUGUUGUAGAACACUGAAUUUUAAGUUAAUUGAGGUAAAAGUAGUAUCAGUAUUUGAGUGAAAAAUUUGAAGUAACUAGUAGAGGUUUAUGUUCAAUGCUUUGAUAUUAAGAAAUAGUAUACGCUUAGAAUAUAUAUGAAUUAUUUAGGGGAUAUAUUUUAAGGUGUGUCAUGAUUUCGUACAAGCAAAUAAUUUAUUUAUUACUUAAGAACUAUAUCAAAAAUUACAUACGACUAUGGAGCUAUUUCAAAAAUUAUUUUUUAAUGAUAUCAUAUAAAAUAUAUGAAUAAGAUAGGAUAUACGUAUAAGUUAUACGUAAUUUUAUAGUAUGUGACUUAUUUAUUUAUUAUUUCAUAAAUAUACUUUUAAAAUUA